Vittaforma corneae ATCC 50505 is the source of this 825-nucleotide messenger RNA. RefSeq lists its product as uncharacterized. Gene Ontology annotation, biological process: tRNA wobble uridine modification. The coding region runs from base 1 to 825 and encodes 274 amino acids. The record is from RefSeq and is a predicted model, not a curated record. Gene Ontology annotation, cellular component: elongator holoenzyme complex; cytoplasm; transcription elongation factor complex. The transcript has a single exon. Lineage: Eukaryota; Fungi; Microsporidia; Nosematidae.
AUGAGCGGCUUUGUAAAGUGCCAAAAACCCUCUGAAACAUCCUCAAGCUCGAUUUCAAGUGGCAUUCCCACAUUAGACAAGCUUAUAGAGCUUUCCGAUGGAACCGUAAGCUGCAUCUACGAGGAUCAAAACUCGUUCUUCCAUAAUACAAUGCUUCAAACAUUCGUUUCUUCAUGCACCGACAGAAACCAGCAAUGUCUUGUGCUUAGCUGCGAAGACAAGCUGCUUCUGAGAUUCCUUUAUGCGCAAAAGGAAUCUGAAGAAGAGCCAGAAGUACCAAAAAACCUACUCAUAGCCUGGCGCUAUAAAAGCAUGAGCCCCGCUGAACCGAAGUUCAAAUGGAACUUACUGUCGAAGCAGCCAUUGCCCAAAGAAAUGAUAGUGAAUAGUUUAGAUGAACUGUUAUGCAUUUUGAAAUCGAAGGAAGCCUUAAAGACGGUGAUCUUCUCUCUUUUUUCGCCACUUUUUGGACAGUUUACACCCGAUCAAAUUUUUAAGACUCUUUUUGAAAUUAAAAAAUAUGCUAGACUAAAUAAACACACUGUGUUUCUCUCGCUUCCAAAGUUCCUUGUUGAUGAAGAAACGUCUGUCUUUUUCGAUAACAUUAUUCAGAUCCGCUCUAACUUGCUCUUUCCUCAUGAAACGUCAUAUUACAUCGGCUAUCUUGAGCUGUUGAAAGUUAGCUCUGUUGGAGCAUUCAGGGUAAACAGCCUUGAAAGUACAAAAUAUGGCAUUGUUUUAAAAACAAAAAAAAUCAAAAUAGAAAGAAUUGACAUACCACCCGAUGAAACAGUUCCUUCGGCUAGCUGCGGCCAAUCAUUUUGA